GACGCCGCCGCCGCCGUAAGGAGGAGGAGGAAGAGCAGCCGCAGCAGCCGCAGGCGGGGCCGUCCGUCGUCUUUCCGCCGCGCCUGAGGAGAAUCCCGCCCUCUUCCCUUCCGCCCUUCGGGGGUCCCCCUCCGUGUGUGUGUGUGUGUUGUGUGUGUGUGUGUGCUCGGCCGCCCCGCCCUCUCCCCGCGCCGCUUCUCUCCCCCCCCUCCCCGGCCGGCCAUGCCGUCUCGGGCAAGGUAAUGAGCCGCAGAGCCCCGGGGUCUCGGCUGAGCGGCGCUUCGUCCUCCGGCGGCGGCGGCGGCACCAGCAGCAGGCAACACUAUCACCCGCGGAGCUGGAAUGACUGGCAACCCAGAAGUGACAAUCAAUCAGCUGACCAAGAGAAUUUAAAAUACUCUUCAUCCAGAGACCGGAGUAGUUCUUCCUCCUAUGGAUUACAACCUUCAAAUUCAACGGUGGUGUCUCGACAUAGACAUGAUGAUAUCAGAGUCUCCACUGACCUCCAGAAUGAAGAAAAAGGUGGCUACAGUGUCAAUGGAGGAUCUGGGGAAAAUACUUAUGGUCGGAAGUCGUUGGGGCAAGAGCUGAGAGUUAACAAUGUGACCAAUUCUGAUUUUACCAGUGUUCAGCAUGGGAAUCGUGCUUUAGUCACAAAAGACAUGAGGAAAACACAGGAGCGAUCAUUGUCUUACUCUGAUGAGUCUCGACUGUCAAAUCUUCUUCGGAGGAUUACUCGGGAAGAUGACAGAGAUCGAAGACUGACUACUGUAAAGCAACUGAAAGAGUUUAUUCAGCAACCAGAGAACAAACUGGUACUUGUUAAACAACUGGAUAAUAUCUUGACUGCCAUACAUGAUGUGCUUAAUGAAAGUAGCAAAUUGCUUCAAGAAUUGAGACAGGAAGGGGCUUGCUGUCUUGGCCUUCUUUGCGCUUCUUUGAGCUACGAAGCUGAGAAGAUCUUUAAAUGGAUUUUUAGCAAAUUUAGUUCCUCCACUAAAGAUGAAGUUAAACUGCUUUAUUUGUGUGCAAGUUACAAGGCGUUGGAGACUGUGGGGGAGAAGAAAGCCUUUUCAUCCGUAAUGCAACUUGUCAUGACUAGCCUGCAGUCUAUCCUAGAGAAUGUGGAUACCCCCGAAUUGCUGUGUAAAUGUGUCAAGUGCAUCCUUCUUGUGUCUCGUUGUUAUCCUCACAUUUUCAGCACGAAUUUUAGGGACACAGUUGACAUAUUAGUUGGGUGGCAUAUUGAUCACACUCAAAAACCUUCUCUGACCCAGCAAGUCUCAGGAUGGUUACAGAGUUUGGAACCAUUUUGGGUAGCUGACCUGGCCUUUUCUACCACACUCCUGGGUCAGUUUCUAGAGGAUAUGGAAGCUUAUGCUGAGGAUCUCGGCCACGUCGCUUCCGGAGAAUCUGUUGAUGAAGAUAUCCCUCCUCCUUCUGUUUCACUGCCCAAACUGGCAGCUCUGCUUCGCGUGUUCAGCACAGUGGUGAGGAGUAUUGGGGAGCGGUUCAGUCCCAUCCGAGGGCCGCCCAUUACCGAAGGAUACGUAACUGAUGUUUUGUACAGAGUAAUGAGGUGUGUGACAGCCGCCAACCAGGUCUUUUUUUCUGAGACGGUAUUGACUGCUGCCAAUGAGUGUGUCGGUGUCCUGCUUGGCAGUCUGGAUCCCAGCAUGAAUAUACAUUGCGAUAUGAUCAUCACUUAUGGAUUAGAUCAGCUUGAAAAUUGUCAGAUUUGUGGUACUGAUUAUAUCAUCUCGGUGUUGAACUUAUUGAUGCUGAUUGUUGAACAAAUAAAUACAAAACUUCCAUCAUCCUUUAUUGAGAAAUUGUUUAUACCAGAAUCUAAGCUUCUUACGCUCCGCUACCAUAAGGAAAAAGAGGUUGUUGCUGCUGCACACGCUGUAUAUCAAGCAGUGCUAAGCUUAAAGAACAUUCCUGUUUUGGAAACAGCCUACAAGUUGAUUCUGGGUGAAAUGGCCUGUGCCUUGAACAGUCUCCUUUGCAGCCUGCAGCUUCCCCAAGCUUGUUCGGAAAUUCUCCACGAUGCUUUCAAGAACCACAUGUUUGAUGUGGCCAAUGCAAAGUUUGUUGUCAUAUUUGAUCUCAGUGCGCUGACUACAAUUGGAAAUGCCAAAAAUUCAUUGAUCGGGAUGUGGGCUCUCUCCCCGACGGUCUUCGCUUUGCUGAGCAAGAAUCUGAUGGUUGCCCAUGGUGACAUAGCCGUUCACUUUCCAGCUGUCCAGUAUGCAGUGCUGUACACCCUGUAUUCACACUGCACCAGACAUGACCACUUCAUAUCUAGCAGUCUCAGCUCCUCAUCUCCUUCUUUGUUUGAUGGGGCUGUCAUAAGCACUGUGACCACAGCUACAAAGAAACAUUUUUCUAUCAUUGUAAAUCUCUUGGGACUUUUACUUAAAAAGGAUAAUGUGACCCAUGAUACCAGGAAAUUGCUCAUGACUUGGGCUUUGGAAGUAGCUGUUCUGAUGAAGAAAUCAGAGACCUACGCGCCCUUGUUCUCUCUCCCCUCCUUCCAUAAGUUUUGUAAAGGACUUCUGGCAAACACUCUCUUGGAAGAUGUUAACAUAUGUCUCCAAGCAUGCAACAGCCUUCAUGCUUUGUCAUCCUCUCUCCCAGAAGACUUACUCCAGAGGUGUGUUGAUGUAUGCCGUGUUCAGCUGGUCCACAGUGUUGCUCGGAUAAGGCAAGCAUUUGGAAAGCUCUUAAAGUCUAUUCCUUUGGAUAUCAUACUAAGCAAUCACCACCACGCAGAAAUCCAAGAAAUCUCCUUAGCCAUUCGAGGACACAUGAGCAAAGCUCCAAGCAACACAUUUCACCCACAAGACUUUUCUGAUAUCAUCAGUUUCAUCCUGUAUGGAAGUUCUCACCGAACAGGGAAAGAGAGCUGGCUAGAAAGGUUAUUUUAUAGUUGCCAAAGAUUGGACAAACACGAUCCAUCCAGUAUUCCACGCAAUUUAUUGAAAACAGAGGCUGUACUUUGGCAGUGGGCUAUUUGGGAAGCAGCCCAAUUUACUGUCCUUUCAAAAUUAAGAACACCCCUAGGUAGAGCCCAGGACACGUUCCAGACUAUUGAAGGUAUCAUUAGAAGCCUUGCGGCUCACACCUUAAAUCCGGAUCAAGAUGUCAGCCAGUGGACUACAGCUGACAAUGACGAAGGUCACAGCAGCAACCAAUUGCGGCUAGUUCUGCUCCUUCAGUACUUGGAGAACUUGGAGAAACUGAUGUAUAAUGCUUAUGAAGGGUGCGCCAAUGCUCUUACAUCCCCACCAAAGGUAAUCAGGACCUUCUUCUAUACAAACCGUCAGACCUGCCAAGAUUGGUUAACUCGUAUUCGGCUUUCCAUCAUGCGCGUUGGGUUAUUGGCUGGACAGCCCGCUGUCACUGUUCGUCAUGGCUUUGAUUUGCUGACAGAAAUGAAGACUAAUAAUAUAUCUCAGGGAAAUGAAUUGGAAGUAACUAUCAUGAUGGUCGUUGAAGCCCUGUGUGAACUGCAUUGCCCUGAAGCCAUUCAAGGUAUAGCUGUCUGGUCUUCGGCUAUAGUUGGCAAAAACCUCACCUGGAUUAAUUCUGUAGCUCAGCAGGCCGAAGGACGGUUUGAAAAGGCAGCCGUUGAAUACCAGGAGCAUCUCUCUGCCAUGACAGGAGUCGAUUGCUGUGUCUCCGGUUUUGACAAAGCCGUCCUCAAGCUGGCUAAUUUGAACAGUGGCAAUAAUGCCAGCCCAAAACACUCCUUAAAUGGAGAUUCGCGGAAAAUGGUGCUGACUAAGUCAGGGGAUUCUUCCCCUGAAGUCAUCAAUUACCUGGGGAACAAAGCUUGUGAGUGUUACAUCUCCAUCUCUGACUGGUCUGCGGUGCAGGAAUGGCAGAACGCGGUGCAUGACUUGAAAAAAAACAGCAGCAGUGGCUCAGUAAAUUUAAAAGCAGACUUCAACUACAUCAAGUCCCUGAGCAGCUUCGGAGCUGGAGAACUUGCCGAAUGUACAGAACAACUAGAGCUGCUUCCUGGGGAGGACAUCAACCUGCUUAUUGGAGGGGCCAAAGAAAAAAUAGAUAUGAAGAAGCUCCUUCCAAACGUGUUGUCUCCCGAUCCCAGAGAACUUCAGAAAGCCAUUGAGGUUCAGCUGUUGAGGAGUUCCGUCUGUUUGGCCACAGCUGUAGGCUACCUCGACCAGGACCAGAAAUGGCAGCCCAUGACAGAGAACUUGACCAAGUAUCUGAAGCAGACGUCCCGCAUUGCUCUUGGGCCUUUACGCCUGUCCACCUUGACCAUUUCUCAGUCUUUGCCCGUCCUCAGCACUCUGCAGCUGUACUGUUCGUCCGCGUUGGAAAACACAGUCUCGAGCCGGCUGCCCUCCGAGGAUUGCCUCAUUCCCUUGUUCAGCGAAGCCUUGCGUUCAUGUAAGCAACAUGAUGUAAGGCCGUGGAUGCAUGCUUUGAGAUACACCAUGUUCCAAAAUCAGUUGCUGGAGAAACUGAAAGAGCAGAGUAUUCCAGUUAAAGGCCAUUUAAUGGAACUGGGGCUGACAGCUGCAAAAUUUGCUAGGAAACGUGGGAACGUGGCCCUGGCGACACGACUGCUUGCUCAGUGUAGCGAAAUUCAGCUAGGGAAAACCACCACAGCCCAGGAUUUAGUCCACCAUUUUAAGAAGCAGCCGGCCCCGAUUCAGAUGGACGAAAAAUGGGGUCCUGAGCUUGAAAUAGAAAAGACCAAACUGUUGUACACAGCUGGCCAGUCCACCCACGCCAUGGAAAUGCUGAGCUCCUGCGCCAUAUGUUUCUGCAAAUCUGCCAAGGCCGAAAGUGCUGUGGCCAAGUCCAUUCUGACCUUAGCCAAGUGGAUCCAAGCUGAGUGGAAGGAAAUUUCAGGGCAGUUGAAACAAGUGUAUCGAGCGCGACAGCAACAAAAUCUCACGGGCCUUUCCAUGCUGUCCAAAAACAUCUACACCUUGAUUGAUCUGCCAUCCGUUAAUUCCAUGGAGGAAGAGUAUCCGAGGAUUGAAAGUGAAUCCACAGUCAACAUCGGUGUUGGAGAACCUGAUUUCAUUUUGGGGCAGCUGUAUCGCCUCUCUUCAGCCCAGGCUCCCGAAGUAGCGAAAUCAUGGGCAGCUCUAGCUAGCUGGGCUUACAGAUGGGGCCGAAAGGUGGUUGACAAUGCCAGUCAAGGAGGUGUGCGCUUACUGCCAAGAGAAAAAUCUGAAGUUCAAAGCCUACUUCCAGAAAACAUUACAGAAGAGGACAGAGAGAAAAUCUACAACAUUCUUGGACAGGCAGUGUGCCGGCCUGCUGGGAUUCAGGAUGAGGAUAUAACCCUUCAGAUUGCAGAGAAUGAAGACAAUGAGGAAGACGAUAUGGUGGACGUGAUCUGGCGCCAGUUGUUGACAAGUUGCCCCUGGCUCUUGGACCUGGAAGAGAAUUCAACCGAGGGACUCAUCAAAGUGUGGAGAAAAGUUGUAGACAGGAUCUUCAGCCUUUAUAAGCUUUCCUGUAGUGCCUAUUUUACUUUCCUGAAACUUAAUGCUGGCCAGGUUCCUCUUGAUGAAGAUGAUCCCCGAUUGCACCUCAGGAAUAUUUCAGAACAGAGCACUGAUGAUGUCAUUGUAAUGGCCACCUUGAGGUUGUUAAGGCUGCUUGUGAAACACGCUGGGGAACUGAGGCAGUAUCUCGAGCACGGACUGGAAACGACUCCUACAGCUCCAUGGCGAGGCAUAAUUCCUCAACUCUUCUCACGUCUAAAUCACCCGGAAGUGUAUGUUCGACAGAGCAUUUGCAACCUUCUCUGCCGAGUAGCACAAGAUUCUCCUCACCUCAUCCUGUACCCUGCAAUUGUUGGCACUAUUUCUCUGAGCAGCGAAUCUCAAGCCUCAGGGAGCAAAUUCCCCUCGGCAAUUCCUACCUUUUUGGGCAACAUUCAAGGGGAAGAACUGCUGGGCAGCGAGUGUGAUGGGGCAAGCCCCCCUGCUUCUCAAGAGAGCCUAAAGGACGAGGCCAAAGUGGGCUUAAAUGAAGACCAGGCAAUGAUGCAAGACUGCUACAGCAAAAUUGUCGAGAAGCUGUCAGCUGCAAACCCAACAAUGGUGUUACAGGUUCAAAUGCUUGUAGCUGAGCUGCGCCGAGUCACUGUUCUCUGGGACGAACUUUGGCUGGGUGUCCUUUUGCAGCAACACAUGUACGUCCUCCGGCGCAUUCAGCAACUGGAAGAUGAAGUAAAGCGAGUCCAGAAUAACAACACCUUACGCAAAGAGGAAAAAAUAGCCAUCAUGCGUGAAAAGCACACAGCCUUAAUGAAGCCCAUUGUGUUUGCCCUGGAACACGUGCAGAGCAUCACUGCCGCACCCACCGAAACCCCCCACGAGAAGUGGUUUCAGGAUAAUUAUGGGGAUGCCAUCGAAAACGCCUUGGAAAAGCUGAAGAACCCUUCAAAUCCUGCAAAGCCAGGAAGCAGCUGGAUCCCUUUCAAAGAGGUGAUGCUCAACCUUCAACAGAGAGCCCAGAAGCGGGCCAGCUACAUUUUGCGCCUAGAGGAGAUCAGCCCCUGGCUGGCUGCCAUGACCAACACAGAGAUAGCCCUCCCUGGAGAAGUGUCUGCCAGAGACACGGUCACCAUACACAGCGUAGGAAGCACCAUUACCAUUCUGCCAACCAAAACCAAACCGAAGAAGCUGCUGUUUCUGGGCUCCGAUGGGAAAAACUACCCAUAUCUUUUCAAAGGCCUUGAAGACUUGCAUCUGGACGAACGGAUCAUGCAGUUCCUGUCAAUCGUCAACACCAUGUUUGCUACAAUCAAUCGCCAAGAGACGCCUCGUUUCCAUGCCAGGCAUUACUCAGUGACUCCCCUGGGAACAAGAUCGGGCCUGAUUCAGUGGGUGGAUGGAGCCACGCCUUUGUUUGGGCUCUACAAAAGGUGGCAGCAGCGGGAGGCGGCGUUACAAGCCCAGAAGGAUUCUUAUCAGGCCCCACAGAAUCCAGGGAUCGUACCCAGACCCAGCGAACUCUACUACAGUAAAAUUGGACCAGCCUUGAAAGCAGUUGGACUUAGUCUGGACGUCUCCCGUCGAGACUGGCCCCUGAAUGUCAUGAAGUCGGUUUUGGAGGAAUUAAUGGAAGCCACACCACCCAGUCUUCUAGCUAAAGAGCUUUGGUCGUCAUGUGCUACACCUGAUGAAUGGUGGAGAGUGACCCAGUCGUACGCACGAUCGACUGCGGUGAUGUCAAUGGUUGGCUACAUCAUCGGUCUCGGAGACAGACAUCUGGAUAAUGUGCUGAUCGACAUGACCACAGGAGAAGUUGUGCACAUCGAUUACAACGUUUGCUUUGAAAAAGGGAAGAGCCUGCGAGUGCCAGAGAAAGUCCCCUUCCGGAUGACCCAAAACAUCGAAACUGCCUUUGGAGUAACAAAAGUGGAAGGGGUUUUCAGGCUUUCUUGUGAACAGGUCCUGCACAUCAUGCGCCGAGGACGGGAAACCCUGCUGACGUUGCUCGAAGCUUUUGUCUAUGACCCGCUCGUCGACUGGACCGCGGGUGGCGAAGCAGGGUUUGCUGGAGCUGUGUACGGUGGUGGAGGUCAGCAAGCAGAGAACAAACAGAGCAAAAGAGAAAUGGAGAGGGACAUUACCCGCAGUCUCUUCUCCUCGAGAGUCGCAGAAAUAAAGGUCAACUGGUUUAAGAACAGAGACGAAAUGCUGACUGUAAUUCCUAAACUGGAUAGCAGUUUAGGGGAAUAUUUACAUUUGCAAGAGCAGCUGACAGAUAUUGAAAAAUUACAAGGCAAACUAUUAGAAGAGAGUGAUUAUCUGGAAAGUGCUGAAGGAGUUGAUCAUCCAUCUCACACACUGCAGCACAGAUAUUCUGAGCAUACACAGCUGCAAACUCAGCAGAGAGCAGUGCAGGAAGCAGUCCAGGUGAAACUGAACGAAUUUGAGCAGUGGAUCUCACACUACCAAGCUGCUUUUAGUAAUCUGGAAGCAACUCAACUUGCAAGCCUGCUUCAGGAGAUCAGCACUCAAAUGGAUCUUGGUCCUCCAAGCUACGUGCCUGCCACCACCUUUCUUCAGAACGCAGGCCAGGCCCACUUGAUCAGCCAGUGUGAACAACUAGAAGGAGAGGUCGGUGCUUUUCUCCAGCAGAGGCGCUCAGUUCUACGGGGCUGUCUGGAGCAGCUGCACAACUAUGCCACCGUUGCGCUACAGUAUCCCAAAACAGUGUUCCAGAAGCACCGUGUUGAGCAGUGGAAAGUAUGGAUGGAAGACCUCAUUGUUAACAUGACCAUCGACCGUUGCCAGGAUCUCUAUCGGAAGUAUGAAUUACAGUAUGCCCCUCAACCUCCCCCAGCGGUGUGCCAGUUUAUCAGUACAACGGAAAUGACUUUGCAACGCUAUGCGGCAGAUAUCAACAGCAGGCUGAUGCGACAGGUAGAACGGUUGAAGCAGGAAGCCGUCACGGUUCCAGUGUGUGAAGAGCAGCUAAAAGAAAUUGAGCGCUGCAUUAAAGUCUUCCUCCACGAAAACGGAGAAGAGGGCUCCCUGAGCUUAGCGAGCGUGAUCAUCUCUGCUCUCUGCAGCCUCACCAGGCGUAAUUUAAUGAUGGAAGGCGCUGCGUCCAGUGCCGGAGAACAGCUUGUGGACCUGACGUCCCGUGACGGAGCCUGGUUCUUGGAGGAACUGUGUAGCAUGAGUGGCAACGUCACCUGUCUUGUCCAGCUACUCAAACAGUGUCACCUGACCCCUCAGGAUUUAGAUAUUCCUAACCCUGUUGAAGCAUCAGAAGCUAUUCACCUUGCUAAUGGAGUUUACAUCUCCCUUCAGGAACUGAAUUCAAAUUUCCGUCAGAUCAUCUUUCCAGAAGCCCUUAGGUGCUUAAUGAAAGGAGAAUAUACCUUGGAAAGUAUGCUGAAUGAGCUUGAUAACCUCAUUGAGCAAAUAACCGAUGUUCCUUUGCAAAACCUGGUGGAGUCUCUCCAGUCUUACUUAAGGAACGCAGCCAUGGGUCUUGAGGAAGAAACACAUUCUCACUACAUUGACGUUGCAAGGAUGCUUCAUGCCCAGUAUGGCGAACUGAUUCAACCCAGAAAUGGCUCCGUUGAGGAAACCCCCAAAAUGUCAGCAGGCCAGAUGUUAUUGGUAGCAUUUGAUGGCAUGUUCGCUCAAGUGGAAACAGCAUUUGGCUUAUUGGUUGAAAAGCUAAACAAGAUGGAAAUUCCUGCCGCCUGGCGCAAGAUUGAUAUCAUCAGGGAAGCCCGCGGCACUCAAGCAAACUUUUUUGAUGAUGAUAACAAUCGGCAAGUCUUAGAAGAGAUUUUCUUUUUGAAAAGGCUGCAGACAAUAAAGGAGUUUUUCAGACUCUGUGGCACUUUUUCUAAGACUCUUUCAGGUAUCAAUUCAAUGGAAGAUCAAACCACUGUGAAUGGGCCGGUGCCCAUGGUCAACGUGAAAACCUUGUAUCGGAAUUCUUGCUUUAGCGAGGACCAGAUGGCCAAGCCAAUCAAAGCUUUCACCGCUGACUUUGUCCGCCAGCUUUUAAUUGGCCUCCCCAAUCAGGCUUUGGGACUCACCCUGUGCAGCUUCAUUAGUGCCCUGGGGGUGGACAUCAUCGCUCAAGUGGAAGCCAAGGACUUCGGAGCCGAGAGCAAAGUCUCGGUGGAUGACCUGUGCAAGAAAGCGGUGGAGCACAAUAUCCAGAUUGGCAAAUACUCGCAACUGGUUAUGAACAGGGCCACCGUACUGGCCAGUUCAUAUGACACCGCGUGGAAGAAGCACGACUUGGUCAGGAGGCUGGAGACCAGCAUUUCUUCGUGCAAGACCAGUCUCCAGAGGGUACAGCUGCACAUUGCCAUGUUCCAGUGGCAGCAUGAGGAUCUCCUCAACCGCCCACAAGCCAUGACAGUCACUCCUCCGCCUCGUUCUGCCAUUUUGGCCAGCAUGAAAAAGAAACUUCAUACUCUAGGGCAGAUUGAAGCUUCUAUUGCAGCAGUUCAGGAAAAAUUGGCUGUCCUCGAAGCAAGCAUCGAGCAGCGUUUGAAAUGGGCUGGUGGGGCCAACCCAGCAUUAGCCCCAGUUCUGCAGGAUUUUGAUGCCACAAUUGCCGAAAGAAGAAACCUUGUUCUUAAAGAAAGUCAAAGAGCAAACCAGGUUACUUUCCUCUGUAGUAACAUCAUUCAUUUUGAAAGCUUGCGCACCAGAACAACAGAAGCCUUAAAUCUUGAUGCUGCUUUGUUUGAACUUAUCAAACGUUGCCAACAAAUGUGCUCCUUUGCAUCCCAGUUUAAUAGCACCGUGACUGAUCUGGAGCUCCGGUUGCUUCACAGAGUGGGUACCAAUCAUGACCAUCCCAUUGGUAGCUCCAAAUGGCUUGUCAUAGCUCACAAGCAGCUGACCCAGGACACGUCGGCUCAGAGGACGGCGCAGGCUGAGAAAGAACAGCAUAUAGACACUGUGUGCGAAACCAUUCAAAAUCUGGUGGAUAGUAUUAAAACGGUGCUUACUGGGCACAAUCGACAACUUGGGGAUGUCAAACAUCUGCUGAAAGCCAUGGCUAAGGAUGAGGAAGCUGCUCUGGCUGAUGGUGAAGAUGUUCCUUAUGAGAACAGUGUUAGACAAUUCUUGGGAGAAUAUAAAUUAUGGCAAGACAAUAUUCAGACUGUUCUGUUUACACUAGUUCAGGCUAUGGGCCAGGUGCGCAGUCAGGAACAUAUUGAAAUGCUGCAAGAAAUUACUCCCACCCUGAAAGAGCUGAGAACUCAGAGCCAAAGUGUCUACAAUAAUCUAGUGAGUUUUGCAUCGCCCUUAAUCACGGAUACGCCGAAUGAAUGCUCCAGCCCGACGUCUGUUGCUGUGUGCCAGCCAACAUUUGCCGCAGCGGUCCGUAGCAAUACGGGACAGAAAACCCAGCCAGAGAUCAUGUCGCAGAAUACAAGAAAACUAAUUCAGAAAAACCUGGCGCCAUCGGCAGAUACUCCUCCAGGCACAAUUGCAGGAGCUGGAAAGAGUGUUAUCUCAAGCCCUAAAAAGGCCAUCAGAGACCCUAAAACGGGGAAAGCUGUGCAAGAGCGGAAUUCGUAUGCUGUAAGCGUGUGGAAACGUGUCAAAGCCAAGUUGGAAGGCCGGGAUUUGGAUCCCAACAGGAGAAUGUCUGUUGCUGAACAGGUUGACUAUGUGAUUAAGGAAGCCACUAAUCUAGAUAACUUGGCUCAGCUGUAUGAAGGUUGGACAGCCUGGGUAUGAAUACAGGACGAGAUCGGGUCAGUUUGGUUCAGCGAGGCGAGCGGCAUCCAUCAGAAUCAACCGGGCCUCCAUAGCAGCACCACAGCUGGUGGUAACGCCUUUCUGGGGCUUACUGUGAGGAGACCUCAGCAAUCUCGGUGCACUGGGAACGUCAGCCCUACAGAGUAGCUGCACUCAGGGAUAUGCUAAACACAAUGGCCUGGAACCCCCCCACCCCCACCCCACCACCCACUCCCCUUCUCUCCCCCCACCCCCUCCUACCCCUCCAGGGUCAAGCGUGUGGAAGCUCAUCGCCUGAACACACAGGGCCGUCUUUCUGCUCCAGAAGAACUGCAAAAGGUGUCCAGGGUUUUGGGGAGGGACUACUAGCUGCAGAAAGGGAAUUUGGGAAACGCUACAGACCGCAGAGUGAUUUGGAACUCCGUUCCACCUGACCCUGUGAACAAUGCGGGGGAAAAAAAACCAACGACGAUGAUGACGACGAUGACAACAACAAGCCCUCCCCCUCCACCCCGGGCGGGGAAAAAAAAUAAAAUAAAAGGAAGGAGGGCAGGGCGUGAAGAAUCUGCAGCAGAGGAAGAUUUUGAGAGAUUGAGUUCCUUGUCGCUCUUUAGUUGCUCAGCAACGGCGCUGGUUGAGUCGACCAGUUGGUGCAAAACGAAUAAAUAAAUAAAUAAAAGGGGGGGAAAAGGAGGAAAAAAAAAAACAGCUGCACAAGAUGAACUUCAGAAAUAGACUGAAAUGCAAAAGAAAAGAAAAAAAGCUGUACAUCAGCCGUAUUGGAAGAAUCCUCUGAGAAGAGAGCCUUAUGUCUUUUUUUUCCCAAGUUUUUUUUUUUAUCCCUCCUGGUUUCUUCUCUUUAACUUAGUUUGGUUAUUAUUUUUUUCUUUUUCUUCCUCCCUCCCACCCUUCCCCCAAAAGACAUGUUAAUUUCAGUCCUUGGUAUUUCACUCUUCAGUCAAAGGGAUCUUUGGUUUUUGUUUGGGCGAGCCAAAUUUCCCAAAAAACAAAACAAACCAAAACAAAAACCCCUCACACAGGGAGUGCUGAACAUUUAAAAGCCAUUGCCUUCUGAACGGGCUGAUCCAAUGCAAUUUUUGAGGGGUUGGUUUUUAAAGCGAGGGUUUUUUUUUCUCCUGCUUUCCUUUUGGUGAUCCUAUCAUGUACAGUUUCCCCGGAUUCACUGUGCAUUUCAAAUAAUACACUGAACAGGCAUCCAAUGCCCUUCUGCUCCUCUUCCUGCUUGCAGUGCGUACUCCUUUGUUCAAUUCAAUCCUCGGUCUGCCUACCAAGCUCAUUCUGUUGUGAUUUGCUGUAGUUUCUUUUGUAAACGUAGCUACUCCGAUGUAACUUUUUACCUUUUGCAACAAGGAAGGGGAAAA
This is a messenger RNA of Notechis scutatus (mainland tiger snake), 12622 nucleotides long. RefSeq names its product SMG1 nonsense mediated mRNA decay associated PI3K related kinase (gene SMG1). Gene Ontology annotation, cellular component: nucleus. NCBI's taxonomy places the organism in Eukaryota, Metazoa, Chordata, Lepidosauria, Squamata, Elapidae. Gene Ontology annotation, biological process: nuclear-transcribed mRNA catabolic process, nonsense-mediated decay; phosphorylation. The record is from RefSeq and is a predicted model, not a curated record. Gene Ontology annotation, molecular function: protein serine/threonine kinase activity; protein binding.